Messenger RNA from Alternaria alternata, 3375 nucleotides. RefSeq lists its product as hypothetical. Gene Ontology annotation, cellular component: nucleus. Gene Ontology annotation, biological process: mitotic recombination; mismatch repair. The transcript is spliced from 3 exons. Bases 1 to 3375 code for a protein of 1124 amino acids. The record is from RefSeq and is a predicted model, not a curated record. Gene Ontology annotation, molecular function: ATP binding; mismatched DNA binding; ATP-dependent DNA damage sensor activity. Lineage: Eukaryota; Fungi; Ascomycota; Dothideomycetes; Pleosporales; Pleosporaceae.
AUGGCGCCAAAAAACAGUCAAUCGUCGCAGCCAAAGUCGUCGCAGAAAGCCACGCAACCGACCAUCUCGAGCUUCUUCACAAAGAAACCGUCGCAAACGCCCGAGUCGGCACCCAAGCCUGCUCCAAAGGCGCCUGCUCCACCCCCCAUUACCGACCCAAACCAAGACGACGACAACGGUGACGACGAGGAUGGUUUACCCGUCUCACAGACCAUCCCCGUCCGCAAGCGCGCGAUAGACGAGGACAAUGUUCAGGAAACCCGACGCUCUUCCCCCUCCAAGCGCGUUAGAUUCGACAAGGGCGAUUCGCCGCGACAGGCGUCUGCACCUAAACCCCAAAAAAUCACUGAUCGAACUUCCAAGUUUCUCUUCUCCUCGUCACCUCCCGCACGGGACGAGAGCCGUCAAGAUGACGAAGAGGAAGCCGCGCUCUCGCAGAGGCAGAAGGAGAGGCUACACGACAAGUUCGUCAAGAAGCUGGGUCGACCAGAUAGCUUUGCCGAACUCAGGAGGCGCAACAAGAUUAUAUCCGACGACAGUCCCAAUGCCAAUGGCGAGGAAGGCGAUGGAGACGAGGAUGAAGAGGAUGAGCCUGCCCAGAAGCCCACCAAGGGAAAGAAGGGCGCUGUGACCAAGAAGGCGAGCAAGCUGACACCCAUGGAAAUACAAUAUUUGGACAUCAAGCGCAAGCAUCUUGACACAAUCAUCGUCAUGGAGGUUGGCUACAAGUACAAGUUCUUUGGCGAGGACGCAAGAACCGCGUCCAAAGCGCUGGGCAUCGUCUGUAUACCAGGAAAAUUCAGAUACGACGAGCACCCUUCCGAAGCACACCUCGAUCGAUUCGCAUCUGCCAGUUUUCCUACACAUCGUCUACAGGUCCAUGUUAAACGUCUCGUACAGGCGAAUCACAAGGUUGGUGUAGUACGACAGCUAGAGACGGCCGCGCUUAAAGCGGCAGGUACCAACAGAAAUGCCCCCUUUGUACGGAAACUCACAAAUCUUUAUACCAAGGGUACGUAUGUGGACGACGUUGAGGGCCUGGAAGCCCCCACCGAAGGCUCUGGCGCUAGCGUACAGUCGACUGGAUAUCUCCUUUGCAUCACCGAGAGCAAUGCGAAAGGAUGGGGUACGGACGAGAAAGUUCAUGUCGGCUUAGUGGCUGUUCAGCCGGCGACCGGCGACAUAAUCUACGAUGAUUUCGAAGAUAGUUUUAUGCGCAGCGAGAUUGAGACACGGUUACUCCACAUUGCGCCAGCCGAGUUCUUGGUCGUAGGCGACCUGUCUAAAGCCACAGAAAAGCUUAUACAACACCUGUCAGCUAGCAAGACCAACGUCUUCGGAGACAGAUCGCGGGUCGAGAGGGUAGAAAAGCCAAAGACCAUGGCUGCGCAAGCCUACAGUCACAUCUCAAACUUCUAUGCAGGUAAAAUGAAGUCCAGCCAGGAAGCCGACUCCGACAAGCAAGGCGCAAUCCUCGACAAAGUACAUCAGCUAUCAGAGCAUGUGACUAUAUGUCUCUCAUCAAUGAUCACAUAUCUUAGCGAGUAUGGGCUAGAACAUGUUUUCGAUCUCACAAAGUACUUCCAACCCUUCAGCGCCAGGUCGUACAUGUUGCUGAACGGCAACACUCUAUCCAGUCUGGAGAUCUACCAGAAUCAAACAGACUACACUUCGAAAGGCAGCUUGUUCUGGACCAUGAAUCGGACGAAGACUCGCUUUGGACAGCGGUUGCUGAGAAAGUGGGUCGGCCGGCCACUGAUAGACAAAGAGAGAUUAGAAGAGCGCAUAGCGGCGGUGGAGGAACUCAAGGAAGGCGAUAACACCAUACCUGUGGAUAAACUGAAAUUCGUGCUCGGAAAAAUCAGAACCGAUCUGGAAAAGGUACUCAUUCGCAUAUACUACAAGAAGUGUACAAGGCCGGAGCUAUUGGCAGCUUUGCAGAGUCUGCAGGAGAUAUCGAGCCAGUACCUGUCGGCGAAGACACCCGAACAGAGUGGCUUCUCCUCCUCACUCCUGAGCGAAGCAGUUUCGAAUGUUCCAAAGAUAUACGAUGACUUGAACAGCUUUUUGGAGAAGAUCAACGCUCAAGCUGCAAAAGACGAUGACAAAUAUUCGUUCUUCCGUGAAGAGCAUGAGGCAGAAGAUAUCAACGACCUGAAGCUGAGCAUCGCCUCUGUGGAAGACGACCUCAAUACGCAUCGAAAGGAUGCGGCUGCGAAGCUGGGGAAAAGCCAAGUAGUCUACGUCACAGUUGCUGGAAUCGAGUACUUGAUCGAGGUCAAGAGGAAGGCACCCGAAGAGAAGAAAGUACCUGCUUCAUGGCAACAGAUCUCAGCCACAAAGACGACCCUGCGUUUCCACACUCCAGAAGUCAAACGUAUGCUCCAAGAACGAGACCAGUACAAAGAGUCGCUCGCUGCAGCAUGCGAAAAAGCCUACAUAGGCUUGUUAGAAGACAUUUCAUCCAAGUAUCAACAGCUCCGAGACUGUGUAGCCUCUUUGGCAACACUCGACGCCCUCCUUUCCUUGGCCACGUUGGCGAAUCAGCCGGGCUAUGUGAAGCCUACUUUCACAGACGAUAUCGAGCUCAACAUCACCGGUGGUCGGCACCCCAUGGUCGAGCAACUACUCCUCGAAAACUACGUUCCCAAUGACCUUUCCCUCUCCCACAACUCCACGCGAGCUCUCCUCAUUACUGGCCCCAAUAUGGGCGGCAAAUCCUCGUACGUACGAUCUGCAGCUUUGAUCGCAAUCAUGGGUCAAAUCGGUUCCUACAUCCCGGCUACCGAAGCGCGACUAGGUAUGCUAGACGCGGUUUUCACCCGUAUGGGCGCCUUUGACAACAUGCUCAAAGGCGAAUCAACUUUCAUGGUCGAGCUCAACGAAACCUCGGAUAUCCUCAAAUCCGCGACACCGCGUUCCCUCAUUAUCCUGGAUGAGCUGGGUCGUGGCACAUCAACCUUUGACGGUGUCGCCAUUGCGGAAGCAGUGCUUGAUUACGUUAUCCGGGACCUGCAGUCGCUCACGCUGUUCAUCACGCAUUACCAGCAUCUGGCCAAACUCUCAGGUCGCUUCUCCAAUGGUGAGCUGAAGAACGUCCAUAUGCGCUUUGAAGAGCAGAAUGGUGGAAAGGAGGUCGUGUUUCUAUAUGAAGCCACAGAGGGUAUAAGUCAUCGAUCUUACGGCUUGAACGUAGCGCGAUUGGCAAGGGUACCUGAGAAGGUCAUCGAUGUGGCGGAAGUAAAGAGUACGGAGCUAGAAGAAAGCAUGGGGGCUUGUAAGCUGGGGAACCUGUCGCGCAUGAUGAAGGGUUUGUUGACUGACGAAUCAGAAGCAAGUCUUGAUAGGCUUGUCGAAGGCAUUGAGCAGCUGUAA